Molecule: messenger RNA, 2808 nt
Organism: Phaedon cochleariae (mustard beetle)
Lineage: Eukaryota; Metazoa; Arthropoda; Insecta; Coleoptera; Chrysomelidae
Source: the annotation of a GenBank genome assembly
AUGAGCAGUUCUCAUCGGAGACUUUCCAAACAUGAAAUAAAGACAAGUGUUUUAUCGGGGCGUAGAUUGACAGCGAAAAAAAACAGAGGGAAAUCCAGGGAAGAAAAUUUGGAAGAUUCCAUAGUGUUUGAAAGCCGUGGCUCUAAGAGAGAAAGCGAAGAAGCUAGAGACUCGUACCAGUCGAAUAUUGACCAUAGAGAAGUAAUAUUUUCUGCUUUCUAUGAUAGUUUACUACAGAGUAUAGUAGCUGAACGCGAAAUCAUCGAAAAUAAAGAUGAAGUCGUUAAAGAAAAAAGCACCCUAAAGGAAGAUAAUCAAGAGUCUGAAGAAGAGCUUGUAAAUGAAGAGGACGUUUUGGAAACCCCUUCCAGAAAUCUCAGUGGAAAUCUGAUUCCAUCGAGUUCGGCGAAAUCCAACAGCUUCAAAGAGCAGCCAUCAUCAACAAUCAGCAAAAAAAGCGAAAAAAUUUCUCAAGAGUCUGUUCACAUUAUCUCUUGUGAAAAUGUUGCAAAAUGUGAAGAACUACCUAAACCUAUCAUACAAAAAAUCGUGUUCAAAAAUGGCAAUAUUUAUGAAGGGGAAACUUUUUGUAAUCUGAUAAAAGGCCACGGUAUAUUCCACUGGAGUGAUGGUACAAUCUAUCAGGGCCAAUUCAAGAAUGGAUAUCCAACUGGUGAAGGAAAAAUGAUACUUCCCGAUCUCAGUAUCUAUGAAGGAGAUUUUUGCAAUGGAUAUUUUCACGGAAGAGGUAUCCUGAAUGUUUCCGCCACUCCAAUCCAUUAUCGAGGGGACUGGAAGAAUGGCAAAAAGCAUGGUAAUGGAUGGUUAAUGUACGAACCAGGAAACUGGUAUGAAGGUAGUUGGUCUGGAGAUACCAAAAGUGGUAUAGGCUUCACAAAGUACAAGAGCGGUAGUAAAUAUAAAGGACACUGGAAUGACAAUGUCAGAAAAGGAAAAGGAAAGAUGAUGUGGGAAAAUAAUGAUUACUAUGACGGUGAGUGGUCAGGAAACCUACAAAAUGGUUAUGGAGAAUACACAUGGAAUAUCGUACACAAUAAAUCAUUAUGCUUUCCAUCCUACAACUGGUAUAAAGGAUCUUGGGAAGAUGGAAAAAGAACUGGAAUAGGCAUCAUGAAUUUUGGUACGGAAUGCGGUUCCAAACUAGGUGGUACCUGGUACCACAAUAGCAAACACGGUCCAGGUGUUAUGAUGUGUGGUAACGGAAAGUACAUAGAAUGCAAUCCCCUUUUUCUUCAAGACAGGCCUAUCCAUAUGAAUUCGCGAAUAUCUCCCAGUGAUAUCUCAGAUCAAGAAAAUAUCGAUGAUACAUACCAAAAUGAUUCUGUAAAGCGAGAUUCUUUCAAAGAUAUAUUAGCAUUGAUAGGUAACAAGGUUGCGGUAAAUCGAUUUCCUGAUGAAAUCAUCUUGAAUAUCACGAAAAACGGGAUGAAUUUGGAAGGAAACAAUUUUUUGAAACUGUACGAUUCCAUUUCCGGCAAUAAGAAAAUUUGGUGUCCUUUAAAAAUUUCAAUACACUCUGUAGCGGAUGAGGUGGACCUAACAUACUAUAUAGACCUCAUUUUUAAGUACCUCAAUGAGGAACAGAAAGUAAAUGGGACUAUGGCAUUGACGAUACCACAAAAAGAUCAUCAACCAAAACUACACAGCAUAAAUUUCCAAGCAUCGGUAUAUUCUGAAAAAUCUGUGAUUCUGAAGGAAUCUUCAUGUGAAACAAGUGUCUUCAAUAAGGAAAACGAAUCAAAAUUGAAAGAUGCAGAAGCAUUUUAUCUGAAGAACCAGAUAAUCAUAAACUUAACAAGGCUCACUCAAAUCUACAACCUAUACGCCAGCUUCACUAAGAGAACUACUUUGAGUUUCAAGCCUGUACUUAUAAGAUUAUUCCUUUGGCAACUCAUGAGAGACAUUCAUCUGGCGCAAGAAGGAGUCUCUCUCAUUGAGAGCGAUCUCAUUUUAUCGAAAAACCUUGCUAGUUGUGUUGAAACCGAUCACUUUCCCUUUGAGACGAUUUACCUUUAUCAGUUCGUACAGUCCUUGGUUGGUUGCUCUUGGCUGAUGUAUUUGGCAGAAAAAUUAACGUGUUCUGUGAUAUUUGGCAACGGCUUUGUUGCUCACAUAUUUAAGGAAUUCUUGGAGGAAUACGUUUACCCAAACGCAGGGAACUUCACAGGAAGUGUUCUAACUGACAACAAAGACAAAGUACCAAUCACAGCAGUAUACAAUCUGUAUUUGAGUCUAGGAGAACCCCUAUCUGUUAGAACGUUUCUAAACUCAACUUGCACCAAACGAGGGGUUGACCCUCCCUGUUACUACGCUAUCAACUCGGAAUCCAAUAAAAAAAUACUGAAGGACGGUUAUAAUGCAGUAUCAGUUGCUAACGAAAUUCACUAUCUUCCAGCCACUGACGCAAAUGAUGACGAUGAUAGUUUAAUUAAAGAAAACAUGAAUGUCAUGAAUAAAUCCAGAGAUCCUUUUUAUAGAACACUUUAUACCUUCAGAACCCUUGGGAAAAGGACACUUACUCACUGCUUGGCUAGAUUGUGUCCAAAAAUUAUUGGACCUAAUCUGAUGACGGAUUUAUCGUACAAAUUAACGUUUCUCGAGUUUUACGAGGCUUUAAUAAAAUGUGCAUUAAUGAAAGCGGAAGAAACCAGGAGAGAUCAAGAACUGCAAUUGAGAGAAUGUCAGAAACUUAUUACUGAACAAAAGAUGUCGGUUUCUCAACUAUCCAAAACGAAGGAAAGGGUGGGUAAAAAGAAGAAGUCGAAAAAAUCAGUCCUGACAUUUUGA